Molecule: messenger RNA, 204 nt
Organism: Funneliformis geosporum
Lineage: Eukaryota; Fungi; Glomeromycota; Glomeromycetes; Glomerales; Glomeraceae
Source: the annotation of a GenBank genome assembly
AUGGAUUAUUAUAAUCAUCCUCACUUGUUGGAUUGUAAUUAUCCACAGAAACUUGAAAGAGAUAAGUACCCCCUUAAAUAUGUUUGUGAAAAUAAUUACUUAACGUUGCCCAACUUGAAAGAGUUUGAUAUACCUCCGAGGGUAUUAGAUAAUAUUUUCACUAAUUUGGUCUUAAAUAUAGAUAGUGACAUCUCUUCAGUCUAG